CCUAACCACAACAACAAUGCAUAGUGUCAUCAACUCAUAUAGAACAAUGUGUGCAUGUCAUUACAGACCUUUUAUUCACAAAUUAAUCUUUCAAUCUCCUCUCUAUUUUCCACUUUCUCUCCAAAGAUCAAAUCUUGGAGCCCCAUCAUCUCCAUUUUCAUCAUCUCAAUUGCAAAAUUCAGAUGACACCAACCUUAUCAACUCCAAAGAUUGGUUAAGCUCAAAUGAAGUUAUCAAGAUUUUUCAAAAUCUGAAAAACCCAAGUUCAGCUUUAACUGCAUUCAAUCAAAUCUCAAAUCGAAAAGAUUACAGACCCAAUGAAGCCAUUUAUAGUUUAGUUGUCAAGAAUCUUGCAAUGGGUAAGAAUUUUGAUGCAAUUGAGACCCUUAUGGAGAAAAUCAAGAUUGAAAGGAAAUGUAGACUUUCUGAUGAGUUUUUCUAUAAUGUUAUUAAGAUUUAUGGGCAUUUAGGUGGUAGAAUUAACAAAGCAAUUGAGACCCUUUUCGAUAUGCCUAAUUAUAAGUGUUUUCCGAGUGUGAAAACUUUUAAUUUUGUACUGAAUUUGCUUGUGAAUACUAAGCAAUUUGAUGUUGUUCAUAAGGUGUAUAUGCGUGGUUCUGAAUUGGGUGUUGAGAUUGAUGCUUGUUGUUUGAAUAUAAUCGUUAAAGGGUUGUGUCGUUGUGGGGAGAUGGAUGCUGCAUAUAAGGUGUUUGAUGAAUUUCCUAAACAGAAUUGUCGACCCAAUGUUAGAACGUUUUCGACUAUGAUGCAUGCUUUGUGUGAGCGUGGUUGUGUUGAUGAGGCUUUGAGUUUGUUAGAGAGGAUGGAAAAGGAGGAUGUUGAACCAGAUGCCAUUGUGUUUAAUACAUUGAUUUCGGGGCUAAGGAAGCAAAGGCGAGUUGACGAGGGGAUUGAUAUGUUCAAGAAAGUAAUGAUGAAAGGUUGUGAUCCAAAUUCGGGGACUUAUCAGGAGGUGUUGUAUGCUUUGCUUGAUGCUAAGAGGUUCUUGGAGGCCAAAGAUUUUAUGGCUGUAAUGAUCGAUAAGAGGGUGAAUCCAAGUUUUGAGUCUUAUAAGGUGAUAGUACAUGGCCUUUGUGAUGGUAAGCUUGUUGGAGAUUUAGACUGGGUAUUGAGGCAAAUGGUGAGACAUGGAUUUGUGCCGAGGAUGGGUAUGUGGAGGAAGAUUCUUGGUUGCUUGUUUCCUGAUGGAGGUUGUUGUACUACCUAUACUUAUGAUGAAAUUCUUGCAAACUAAGGCCUCAUUUGUUUUCAUUAAGAUUAAGGCGUCUGAAUUUGAAUGCACAUCUGAAUAUUAAGGUGUUGAUAUCAUAGCUCUAGCUCAUACCAGGCGUAAGUGCUGCAUGAAGACUUGCAGAGUUGGAGAAAACCUGAUAGUAUAGCUUCGUUUAUUUAACAACUCCUGUUUCAACCAGACAUGGUUUCAUGUACUAAGUUGAUGGAGGAAACAAUUAUGACCGAGGGGAAAAGCUCGAUUAAAUGAAAACAAAGCCUUCAUUGAGGAAUUUUGGCAAUUACUUUACUAGAAUUCUUAGAGUUCCUCUAAGUUUAGAAGGGCUAUAUUGUGGAUCUUUUGUUCACUUGUACAGGAUCUCAGCACUAUCUUUGUACUUUUCAUGAAUACAGUUUAAACCAUUUCAAAAUAAAAUAAAA
This is a messenger RNA of Solanum dulcamara, 1671 nucleotides long. RefSeq names its product pentatricopeptide repeat-containing protein At3g14580, mitochondrial. Bases 17 to 1255 code for a protein of 412 amino acids. The transcript has a single exon. Gene Ontology annotation, molecular function: protein binding. The record is from RefSeq and is a predicted model, not a curated record. Lineage: Eukaryota; Viridiplantae; Streptophyta; Magnoliopsida; Solanales; Solanaceae.